Chanos chanos (milkfish) is the source of this 561-nucleotide messenger RNA. RefSeq names its product testis expressed 30 (gene tex30). The coding region runs from base 16 to 561 and encodes 181 amino acids. Lineage: Eukaryota; Metazoa; Chordata; Actinopteri; Gonorynchiformes; Chanidae. The record is from RefSeq and is a predicted model, not a curated record. The transcript is spliced from 4 exons.
GGGGCUGGAGGAGACAUGAACUUCAGACAUCUGAUGUCUCUCGCCCACUCGGUCGCUCGCUCUGGAUUUCUGUGUCUUCGUUUCACAUGCAAAGGUCUUAAUCUCACCUACAGAGUGAGCGCCUACAGAGCAGUUGUGGAAUACCUGAAAGCCCUUGAGAAAUUUCCUGUAAAGAAUAUUUUCCUUGGUGGUCGGUCCAUGGGUGCCCGUGCCGCUGUAGCCUUGGCCAGGCAGCUCUGUGCAGAGGAUGAGGAAGCUGUCCAGGGUGUGCUGUGUGUAUCCUUCCCUCUGCACCCUCCAGGGCAAACACACAUGUACAGUCAGCGCAGUGGAGACCUCCAAGCGUUGUCUCACGUUCCAGUGCUCUUUGUUUCUGGGACGGCUGAUAACAUGUGUGAGCAGAAGCUUCUAGAGAAGGUGGUCGCUCAAAUAAAGACCUCCUCUGCUGUCCACUGGGUAGAGGGAGCCAGUCAUGGACUGACAGUCACAGGAAGGAAUGAAGAGUUAGUGCUGACUGAGGUCAACUCCGUCAUCCUAGCUUGGAUACAGGAACAUGUCUGA